AUGGAUUUGCAAGUGUCAAGUCCAUCCUAUCUCUAUGACAUGGAUUAUAGUAUGUCAGUACCCUGCCAAAAAACCAAUGUAAAACAGAUUGCAGGCCAGCUCCUGCCCCCACUCUACUCUCUGGUAUUCAUCUUUGGUUUUGUGGGUAACAUGUUGGUCUUCCUCAUCCUGAUAAGCUGCAAAAAGCUGAAGAGCAUGACUGACAUUUACCUGUUCAACCUGGCCAUCUCUGACCUGCUUUUCCUGUUCACUCUCCCACUCUGGGCCCACUAUGCUGCAAAUGAGUGGGUCUUUGGAGGUAUAAUGUGUAAAUUAUUCACAGGGAUCUAUCACAUUGGUUACUUUGGUGGAAUCUUCUUCAUUAUCCUCCUGACAGUUGAUAGGUACUUGGCUAUUGUCCAUGCUGUGUUUGCUCUAAAAGCCAGGACAGUCACCUUUGGGGUGAUGACAAGUGGAGUUACUUGGGUGGCGGCUGUGUUGGCGUCUGUCCCAGAAAUAAUCUUUACCAGAUCUCAAAAAGAAGGUUUGCAUCAUUCAUGUAGUCCUCAUUUUCCACACACCCAGUAUCGCUUCUGGAAGAGCUUCCAAACGUUAAAGAUGGUCAUCUUGAGCCUGGUCCUGCCACUGCUUGUCAUGGUCAUCUGCUACUCAGGAAUCCUCCACACACAGGCUCUGGGUAGGAAUGAGAAGAAGAGGCACAGGGCUGUGAGGCUCAUCUUUGCCAUCAUGAUUGUGUACUUUCUCUUCUGGACUCCCUACAACAUUGUCCUUCUCCUGAUCACCUUCCAGGAAUUCUUUGGACUGAAUAAUUGCACUAGUUCUAAUAGACUAGACCAGGCUAUGCAGGUGACAGAAACUCUUGGAAUGACACACUGCUGCAUCAACCCUGUCAUCUAUGCCUUUGUUGGGGAGAAGUUCCGGAAUUAUCUCUCAGUGUUCUUCCAAAAACACAUUGUCAAACGCUUUUGUAAACACUGUCCAAUCUUCCAGCAAAAUAAUCUUGAUCGUAUGAACUCAGUCUGUACCCGGUCCACAGGGGAGCAGGAUAUUUCUACUGGUUUAUGA
This is a messenger RNA of Cricetulus griseus (Chinese hamster), 1065 nucleotides long. Lineage: Eukaryota; Metazoa; Chordata; Mammalia; Rodentia; Cricetidae. The record is from RefSeq and is a predicted model, not a curated record.